Molecule: messenger RNA, 1311 nt
Organism: Arctia plantaginis
Lineage: Eukaryota; Metazoa; Arthropoda; Insecta; Lepidoptera; Erebidae
Source: the annotation of a GenBank genome assembly
AUGACGGAGUUGUUGCAGCAACGGGACUUAAGUGAGCCUCAAUGCCAGUUCUUUGUAGUGCGUAAAAAAAGAUUAUGUCGAAUGACUGUGAAGCCAGGGCGGCAGUAUUGCGGUGAACACGAACCUCUACCUAAAACAGCUGAUGGUCAGGACGACUCUCGUGUACCAUGCCCGAACGAUCCCAAACACACCUGCUAUGUAAGUAAACUGAAAAAGCACCUGUUGAUCUGCAACGCACGCCCAGUGCAGCAGCCGCCUUACAUUGUUCACAAUAUUAACUGUCCCACAGAGACGGAUGUGUACGAGAGGAAGCCUCUCAGCCAACUGUCUAAGGAGACAAUCUUAGCAGUCAUAGACAAAGUAAAUGCUUUAUAUGACAAGCACAUAAACGGCCAGAUAGUGACAGAGCCAGAGCACCCCAUACACAGUGCAGUCCUAGAGGAGUUCUCAGAGGGAGAUAGAGCUGAAAGCUCCCUAAGACAUCUGAGACAGGUCUCCAGCUUGCUGUGGCUUGUUGAGCGAGAAGGUCUGGUUGGGGAUCAUACUUGCUAUGUGGAAUUGGGCGCUGGAAAAGGUCACGUGUCGUACUACGCUUGCAAUGCGUGGUGCGCGGGAGAGGAGGGCAGCUCAGCGCUGCUGGUGGACCGCGCGUCGCUGCGCCACAAGCGCGACAACAAGCUGCGCACGCGCACGGCGCAGCGCCUGCGCGCCGACCUGGCGCACCUGGCGCUGGGACACGUGCCCGCAGCCAGCGCUUGCCGCGCGCUCGUGGGGCUGGCCAAGCACCUGUGCGGGGUCGCUACUGAUUAUGCCCUGCGCUGUAUGACGAGUGAGAGCGCAGUGCGCAAAGCGCGCGGGCUGGUCCUGGCCACGUGCUGCCACCACCGCUGCCAGCAGCAAGCCUACGUCGCCAACGAACACUUACAGAAGCUCGGUAUAAGCGGCGAUGACCUGAACGUGAUGUUGGGAAUAGUAUCUUGGGCGACGUGCGGCGAUGGACGUAGCCGCCAGUACAGGGAGAAGUCCAACCUGCCUAAAGACCCCAACCAGGCCAUCGAUAUUAGCGAGUCUAACGAUGGCGAAGAACACCCUAGAGACGAAACAAAUGAGGAAGAUCAGGCGGGCGGGCACGAUCGACUGGUGCUAGGACAGGAAUACCGCGAGAAAGUCGGAAGGCGUGCGAAGCAGUUGCUCGACUGGGGCCGUGUGCUGUACCUCCGCGACUGUGGGUUCGACGCUCGGCUGUGCUACUUCGUACCCACCACUGUGUCGCCAGAAAAUGUUUGUAUAGUUGCCAAGAAGUGUAGAUGA